Drosophila persimilis is the source of this 1326-nucleotide messenger RNA. RefSeq lists its product as uncharacterized. Lineage: Eukaryota; Metazoa; Arthropoda; Insecta; Diptera; Drosophilidae. The transcript is spliced from 2 exons. Bases 1 to 1326 code for a protein of 441 amino acids. The record is from RefSeq and is a predicted model, not a curated record.
AUGUCACGCAUUCAGUGGCUCUGGAAAGCGCUCAAAGUAUUUCGGUUUCUUUUCCACUCGCUGGGCUUUCUGCAGCUGCGUUUCAGCAGAUCCCGGCGUCUGUACACCCAUAGAUACAACUGCUGCAGAUACAUUCCAUGCCUCUUUGUUGCAUGCAUCCUGCUGCUGCAUCAAAUGGCGCGCCAACGCUUGGAAAUGGAAAACGCGCUCAUGAAUUCCCUGGAGACUGAUUCGCGGCCCCCGACAGAUGGAUUCUCCGUGAGAUGCGAGUAUCUGCAGAGCCUCAUGUAUCUCGCGGCCAUGAUAUGGUCGUUGAUUAGGCACAAGUCCCUCUGGCAGCUGGUCAAUCAAUCACAGAUGUCGUACAAGCAACUGAAGACCCUUCUGGGCAGGCACUUGAUCCUGGAAUGCUCCUGGCAGGCGCUCGUCUACGGCGGAGCCCUGCUGCUGCUGCUCUGCCUCAUGGGAUACAAGACCUUCUGGCUGGAUUUUCCGCUCAUAGAACAUGCCCAGAGAAGGGUCUUGACGGCCAACGAUAUGCACAACAUCGCGAACUAUCUGAUGGGCGUGCCGCAACUCAUAUUCGUCCUGCUGAUAGCCCUGCACAUCCUCUAUCACCUGCUGCACGCCGGCUGGCUCCAGUCCCUGCAGAAUCUCCGCCUGGAUAGGAACCUAAAGGGCUUUCAGCUGCUCCUCAGGAUGCUGUAUCCCCUGCAAAGGAAACUCAAUCUCCUGGCGGGCCUCUACUUCAGGGUAACCUACGAUUGCUUUGUGUGUCUCAUUGCCAUUCGCAUUGUGGCCUUUGCGCGUCUCCUGCGCUUCGAUGCGACGCAGGUGUUGCAGCAGCAAAAGAGUCGCGACGAUCUCGAGGAUGAGGCGGCUUGGAAUGGCAAAAAUCUACAGGAUCUGACCUCUCCGGAGCAGCUGCUACGCGAGUCCAUGUAUCUGUUGGCCUGGCAUCUGGCCUUGUGGCUGCUCCUCCUGGCUGCCGCACACCUGCAGCAGUGCGAGUAUCAAUCAUUGAUUGGCCAUUGCUGGCAAGAAAGUAGAAUCCCCCCCUUUAAGGAGAGGAAAGUCCCCUUUGGGGAGGAUAUUCUUGAUAUAAUGUUCCAAUCGCAAAUCUGCGUUUUCGAUCAUCAACGAAUUUCCAUUUGUUUCCUCUCUCGGAGAAUAGGAAAAAGGACAUGUUUUGUCACAUUAAAUACCGCUUUGGGGCAGUGGAAACUGCGGCUUAACCUCGUGAUCGGCUUGGCCGUCGUUUACUUUGUCCAGCAAACGGAAAUAAAGCAACUACAGUCUUACCUCUGGCAGAGGGAACACGAAUAG